AUCAUCAAAUGAUCUCACGCUUAUGGUGUCCCCAGGUGCCCUGACAAACCUGUCCGGAAUAUAAGACAGAUUACCCUGGGGUGCAGGAAUUCAAAGAGGACCUUUCACAUUCAGGCUAUGCAGGGGAAAUUUAAGUUUUGGCAUCCGGUUCAUCCAUUAGUUUCUCAUUGGUAUGGCUCGUAAGCUAAAGGUUCAUAGGGUAGGAUAAAGCUCGGAGACCCGCCCUCUGGACCUUCUCCCCCGCCCAAAGAAACACAGCCAGGUGUCGGCCCGCUGUUUAAGAAAGUCCUAGUUCUCUGGUUUCGGUGGGGUACGGUCUCCAGGUUUGUUGACAAAAUUGCAUAGCAUUUUACCAUGGGGCAGGUCAAGAGCGCCGGUAAGCAUUCCUGCUCGUGGUCCGAGUGUCCUGCGUGGGGAUGGCGCUACCUUCUUUUCAGAAGACUGUGACAGCCCUUGUCCCGCGAGAGUGGCCGGGCUGGGAACGACGGCCCAACGCCGGGCCCCUCCCACAGGCAGGCGUCAGGGAAGGUUGAACAGCUCGUGUUCACGGAGCGCCCAGGGAGCUCCACGCCCAGGGUUCGUCCUAGGAGACGCGGACCAAGGUGCCGGCCGCAAGCCCAUAAAGGCUGCUGGAGGCGGUAGAGUGGGGCGCGGGAGCCCCGGCCGCGCAGAACACGAAGCCUGAAAGCCGCGCGCCGCCACCGCCCGCCAUGAGCGGCUCCCUGCGGCCGGGCCCAAGCGGCUGGCGGAGGGCGGCCUCCGUGGUGCUGGCGGCGGGCUGGACGCACCCAGGCCCCGCCGCCCCGCCGCCCCCAGAGGGCUUCCGGCUGCUGCUGCUGCAGCGCUCCGGCGGCCACGGCUUCAUGCCUGGGGCGCACGUCUUCCCGGGCGGCGUGCUAGACACGGCCGACCGCUCGGCCGAGUGGCUGAGCCUCUUCGCGCCGCACCACAGGCCGCCGCGCUUCAGCCUGGGCCCAGCGCCUCCCGCGCGCAACGCCUUCCCGGGGCGGCCUGACGCCGGGGACUCGCAGGGGCGACCGGACGCUGGGGACCCGCAGGUGCUGCCUGAUGACAUAGCCUUCCGCAUCUGCGCCAUCCGCGAGGCCUUCGAGGAGGCGGGCGUGCUGCUCCUGCGGCCCCGGGGGUUCUGGGGGCCCAGGGACUCGGCGCCCGCUGCGGCCGAGCUGGGCCGCGCCCUCGAGCCGCCGCCCGGCCUGGCCGACUGGCGCGCCCGCGUCCGCAGGGACGCGCGCCACUUUCUGCGCCUGUGUGCGCACCUGGACUGCACACCCAACAUCUGGGCGCUGAGCGACUGGAGCGGUUGGCUCACGCCGUUCACGCGCCCCGGCGGCCGCCGCUUUGACACGACCUUCUUCCUGUGCUGCCUGCGCGAGCCGCCGCCCGUCUACCCAGACCUGGCCGAGGUGGUGGACUACCAGUGGUCAUCUCCAUCAGAGGCAACCCAAAGUUUCAUAUCGAAGAAAAUUUGGUUGCCACCCCCACAGUUUUAUGAAGUAAAAAGACUGGAAAACUUUGCCUCUAUCUCUGAUUUGCACAAAUUUUGUUUGGAUCGUGCCUCAGAAGGGGUGGAAAGAUGGCUGCCAAUCACAUUUGUAACUGCUGAUGCAAUGAUACAGCUUUUACCAGGUGAUGAACUGUACUUAGAAGAUUCAGACUUUUUAGAAAAUCUUUUGUCCACUGAAAAAAAGACUGAAGAAAUCUUGAAAGAGGUCAGGACAUUUCACCGAAUAGUAAUAUACAGCCGCCAUGUUUAUAGUAUCUACGUGACGGUUCAGUCAAAGUAUAAACACGUUUAUCCUAAGAACUAUGUAGCAAAUAAGAACCAUUUGUAGAGAACUACUUAUAUAUAAGCUAGCCUACUUGAAGUUAUCCUAAUGAAUAAUGUGGUUGACCAGACUUGAUUGGAACUUAAAGAACUUUGUGCCUGUAAAAGUUAUAGUGCAGUCUUUCAUAUUUCAAGUGUAUUACAAACUGUCUUGCUUAUUUUAUUCUUUAAACCUUAAUAGUAUCAUGGAAGUAUAAAGUAUUAUGAUCUUAUUACCAAAAUAAGAAAAAAAAAAUGUCACAAGUGUUUCCACUUCUGUAUUGUUUUAUUAUGAAAAGUUUUAAUAAGAUGUUCUCCUGUCAUUGUAUUUUAACUGUCCAGUGUAUUUGUACACGUUGAGGUGCUUAGGAGAUGGAUCCAUGGAUGCCUUAGACCCUCUGCUGGAGUUAAGGGAUGUCUGCUUACAUGGCUAAUAGUAGACUGAGACAACCUUUCACUCACAAUGGCAUUAUUUUCUUACUGUGUCUUUAGCUUGAUGAUUAAAAUACAAUUCUGUUUAAAACCAAAUGGCAUUAGUUGUUAGGUUCACCAAAAUGGAAACCUCUUCCAGUUAGUUAAUAUAUUCAAGAAAUAGAAAGCCAUAACAAAAACCAUAAUAUUUUUAUUCCAGAGUGCUGGUUAAUGAAUACAUUGAUGUUAGAGAGACAUAGAACUAUCAAUCAUUUAAGGUGUUUAUUAGUGAUGUUCAUUUUCAAUAUUUUUAAUAUGGGUAGUGUUUUCACCUCUUAAGAGGAAUAUGUUUAUUGAUUAAAGAUGGGAAGUAGUUAGGACACCAAUUCUAUUUCAGAUCUUUGUAUUACACAUUAUAUAAUGGAUUUCAUUUUUCAUGAAAUGUGUUAAUUUUCUUACCUACAAAAUAGAGAUGUUGAUAGAGUUUAUUAUUUAAUCCUAAUUAGAGCAAUACAUUUAGAUCACUGAGGUUGAUAAAUAAAAAUUUUAUUUUCUAUGAUACAGUAAUACAAUGUCUUGAAACUUGCAGUUAUAAACUCAGGAAUAAAUACUAAGUUGGUAUACA
Messenger RNA from Manis javanica (Malayan pangolin), 2861 nucleotides. RefSeq names its product nudix hydrolase 19 (gene NUDT19). The record is from RefSeq and is a predicted model, not a curated record. Gene Ontology annotation, molecular function: hydrolase activity, acting on acid anhydrides, in phosphorus-containing anhydrides. NCBI's taxonomy places the organism in Eukaryota, Metazoa, Chordata, Mammalia, Pholidota, Manidae. Gene Ontology annotation, cellular component: mitochondrion.